UUCAUCACUACUUCCUUAAAUGGGAAAGAAAAUAUUCUUUCUAGGCCUUAUAAGCCUGGCUAUUUUAGUUCUCAUGAUUAACAUAGCAAAUGCAGAAGUGCCGGCUGUUUUUAUAUUAGGAGAUUCAACAGCGGAUGUCGGAACCAACAAUUUCUUGCCCGGAAGCACACACACAUCUAAUUUUUAUCCUUACGGCAUUGAUUUUCCUUUCUCUAGACCGACUGGACGAUUCAGCAAUGGCUUUAACAGUGCCGAUUUUCUCGCAAAGCUGCUUGGAUUCAAAAGAAGUCCAGUACCAUUCUUCACGUUACAAAACAAUACAAAAUUAAUCAACAGGCCGAGCUUCCGAGGAGCAAAUUUUGCAUCCGCAGGCUCUGGCAUUAUCAACAUCACUGGACAAGUACCUAAUGGACCAAAGAUCAACGUUAUAUCACUAGCAAUGCAGAUUGAACAAUUUUCCACAAUCUACACACAGCUUGUCACCCAUAAAGGUCAAGCUUAUGCUGAAAAUUUCCUCUCCAGAUCUUUGUUCUGUAUCAGCGUCGGCAGCAAUGACAUUUUCGGUUAUUUCGCUUCCAACAGCAGUACUAUUGUUCCGAUACAAGAGUUCCUAGCUAGUUUAGUAGGUCAAUACGAAUUCUACUUAAGGAGCCUGUAUAAACUGGGUGCGAGAAAGUUUGGCAUCAUAAGCAUUCCGCCGAUUGGUUGCGUUCCAAUUUUAAGGACUCAGAAUGCGACAGGAGGUUGUUUGGAGGGAUUGAAUGAUAUUGCUAGAUAUUUUCAUUCAACAUUCAGUUCCAUAUUAAUCAAGCUCAGCUCAGAAUACACAGACAUGAAGUAUUCCCUUGGAAAUUCUUAUGAGAUGACUAUAAAUGUAAUAGACAAUCCAAGUCCAUUCGGAUUUACUGAUGUGGCAACUGCGUGCUGCGGAGGUAAAAAGACAAUGUGUGCUCCCAAUGUAACAUUCUGUUCGAAUCGGAAGGAAUACUUGUUCUGGGAUUUGUUCCAUCCAACACAGAAGGCGGCUUCAUUGGCUGCUGCAACACUUUAUACAGGCGAGCCACGAUUCGUAGCCCCAAUUAACUUUAAACAGUUGGCUGAAGCUUAAUCAGUCACAUUCGCGCUACCUUACAAUAAAAGUAGUCAUUCUCUACUAUUUUUUGCUCCUAAAUGAAUCGUAUACUGAUUGAUUAGUAAACUACUCUUCAAUUUAUGAUA
Molecule: messenger RNA, 1218 nt
Organism: Mercurialis annua (annual mercury)
Lineage: Eukaryota; Viridiplantae; Streptophyta; Magnoliopsida; Malpighiales; Euphorbiaceae
Product: GDSL esterase/lipase At1g71250-like
Exons: 5
Coding region: 20-1108 (362 amino acids)
Molecular function (GO): hydrolase activity, acting on ester bonds
Source: RefSeq, a predicted model, not a curated record